Molecule: messenger RNA, 1189 nt
Organism: Durusdinium trenchii
Lineage: Eukaryota; Dinophyceae; Suessiales; Symbiodiniaceae
Source: the annotation of a GenBank genome assembly
AAGCUUUUUAGCUGAGUGCACGGCGCGGCACGCACGCCUGUGUUACUUUGGACGACCGGAGGAGCUUUCUCAGAGCUCCAGGUGGCAAUGGCCAUGGAGGGUCAGGAGGAUUUUGCCGAGCUGGUGCUGGUCUCCAAGCAAGAAGGCGAUCUGCACGUGGGUCCGGAGCAGAUCGUCGUCAGGGACGGCCGACGCGUCCUGUUGGGACGGCUCGACUUCAACGACGUCCAGGUGAACCACCGGAAGAUCUCGGGCAAACAUCUGGAGCUUCGUUGGGCGUCAGGCCGCGUGGAGCUUCAGGUGUUGGGAUCGCUGGGAUGUUGGCUGAACGAUGUCUACAUGGACAAGGGCACAAAGUUCUGCAUGGACCACUCAGAGAAGAUCACCUUGGCCACCAAACCCAAGGACAUCAAGUCAGUCAAGGAACUGAAAGAUCAUGUUGAGAUUUGCAGCUUUCAGCUCAGAGUGCAUUCAAGACAGUCACCAAGAGAGGACUCCGAGAGGGUCUCUGGUCCAGCCGCCAUCAACGCAGCAACGCCCAAAUGCAAGGUGCGCCCAGCUCCGCCUCCCACGGCGGCACUAGCCGUGGCACUCGUGGCCCCUGUGGCCGCAGCACCGGCCGCGGCACUGGCCGCAGCACCUGGAGAGGAAGAGAUGGAGAGCCCCAGGACUUUGGACGAGCAGAAGCGCUUCGUCGCAGAGGAGAUGCAAAGGACCGAGGAACAGCUCAGGUCCAGAGUUCCAGGCAAUGAGCAUCGUAUUGGCAAAAGCAGGUGGAGCGCGAAGAACUUGAGUCGAAGAACAUGGCGUCCUUGGCACUUUCGGUUCCAGAGCCUUUGGUGACACCGAUGUGUCCUGCGAACGAGCCGAUGCCUGGUGAUGGAGGUGAAGCACCCAGAACCGUGCCGGCCACAUCGCCUGGAGCCACCGCGAGCACCACGCCCGGUGGCCUCGACGCGGCCAAAGCGGCGUCCAAACCGGCCGAGCCUUCCGGGCGUUUACCGUGUGGCAGGGAUGAGAGGACGAGGUCCUUUGCUGCAUGGGGAAUGCCGGUACCUCCUCAAGUGCCCCCAGCAGUAGCUUCGACCAUGGGAGUUGGAGCUGCCAGUGGUGGCAGUUUGGGAUAUGGUCACGACGGUCACGCUGCUCCAGGAACGCCAGACAGGACGUCCGGGACGGAUAUUCUUUU